AUGGCAAGCUUAAUAUGGUUACGCGUGGCGGUUUUGGCCAUUUUACUGGCCUUAGUUGCGGCAGGAAAUGAUACUACAUCCCUAAUGCUGAAGUCCAACUCCGGGAACAGAGGCGUGACCUACAUGCACGAGAAGAUCCAUCUGCUCCAUCGCCAGAAGCGCUGGCUCACCUUUGAACUGGGAUCCGCUAUCACGUUCACUGCCAAUAGCGCAAAGGCGGUUCUGGACACGAUUCCUAGGGGACUGCUGUGGCUGGCAGAGAUUACGAGUCUUUACGAACUUCCCGCUGCCAUUGAAGAUUGGAUACCCAGGCGUGUGGGCAAACCGAAGGUGAUACCACCACCUCCACCUCCACCACCGCCACCGCCUCCUCCUCCGCCACCUCCGCCGCCACCACCAGCACCACCGGCGCCACCUGGUGCUCCUGUUUAUCCCAAUUCCCUUCCAGCGCAACCCGUGAUUGUGCCGCUGAAUCCCGCUGAUCCCAUACAGUCCUUCUACUUCGCCUACCCGCAAGGCAUACCCACCCUGAGUCGCCGCAAAUCCUAUUCGCAGCAGAUGCAGCUGGGAUGUCCAGCCUCGCAUCUGGUCAAGGAUAUGUACGGCACCUACUACUGCCGACCAUCGGCGAUGUCGCGCCGGUUGAGAAGGGAACUGGAGAGCCAGGGAAGACGGGUGAUCAAUGAGGCACAGAAUCCGAACGGCAUGCUCUUCGAUCUGGUAUCCAUGAUGGCCACCAUGUUUAAUUACCAACCCAACUACUGUGUGAUGCGAACCCUGUGCGAGGCACGUCAUCUGCUGGCUCCGCCGGGCUUGACGCUCUUCCACGACAUCUUCCGCAUCAUGCUGCGCUACGUGCAUCCGGAGAUUGCCCACAAGCCCAAGUACCGGGAGGCCUUCACCGCCGGCCACUCGCUCCACAAAUGCGCCAGUUUGUAUGGCCCACAUUGCCGGCAGAGUUUUUUGCUGCUCAUCAGCGAGCGAUUCCAGGAGAAAUACGCACGUUGA
Molecule: messenger RNA, 1008 nt
Organism: Drosophila santomea
Lineage: Eukaryota; Metazoa; Arthropoda; Insecta; Diptera; Drosophilidae
Product: F-box only protein 11
Exons: 3
Coding region: 1-1008 (335 amino acids)
Source: RefSeq, a predicted model, not a curated record